Messenger RNA from Fusarium keratoplasticum, 408 nucleotides. RefSeq lists its product as uncharacterized. The record is from RefSeq and is a predicted model, not a curated record. Lineage: Eukaryota; Fungi; Ascomycota; Sordariomycetes; Hypocreales; Nectriaceae. The transcript has 2 exons. The coding region runs from base 1 to 408 and encodes 135 amino acids.
AUGGGUUGUGGUCUCUCCAAGGAACAGCGGCCCUCUGAGGCCAACUACGUUGGUACCGAGCUCAUUCGCAUGGCUCCCCCCACCCGCCGUCCUGGGUUUCGCCCUGAUUGCUCUCCUCCCCGCGGCCGGGUGAUCCCUAUGCCAGUUGGGAACCCCCCUCUCUACGAGCACGUCAAUGCUGGUCUUCCCGGCAUGUCUCGACCUGGGACCUCGUCUGGGAUCCCCACCAUCCCUCGAAUUGACAUCACUCACGAUGUCAUUGUUGAACAGGAUGAAGCGCUUCCUGUUCUCCCUGCCGGCGACAGUGACCAGGUUGCUACCAACGAGGCUACCAACAAGGCGACGAACACGACCACUGUCGAGGCCGGCAACAAGGUUGCCACUGUCGCUCCUAAGGACGCCAACUAG